Messenger RNA from Arachis stenosperma, 2574 nucleotides. RefSeq lists its product as uncharacterized. Lineage: Eukaryota; Viridiplantae; Streptophyta; Magnoliopsida; Fabales; Fabaceae. Gene Ontology annotation, molecular function: nucleic acid binding. The record is from RefSeq and is a predicted model, not a curated record. The transcript is spliced from 2 exons. The coding region runs from base 1 to 2574 and encodes 857 amino acids. Gene Ontology annotation, biological process: DNA integration.
AUGAAUACUGUGAAGGAUAAAGAGGCAAGCAUCGCAGAAAAGAAAGGCUUGAUGUAUGUCAAGGCCUUUAUCAAUAGAAAACCCAUCAUAGCUAUGAUCGACACUGGUGCUACACAUAACUUCAUCACGCCUGAUGAAGCAAGUAUGCUUGGGUUGAAGAUCACCGAAAAGAACGGUUGGUUCAAACCCGUGAAUACCAAGGGUGAACCUCUUAAGGGAGUAGCAAAAGGGGUUGAGAUGACUCUUGGUUCUUGGAAGGGCCUUGUGGAUUUCUCAGUAGCACCCAUGGACAAUUUUAAAAUAGUCAUCGGACUUGAUUUGCAAAGGAAGGCAAAUAUAAUACCUAUGCCAUACUACGAUGUAGUAUGCGUCAUGGAGAAAGGAUCUCCGUGCAUGGUCCCUACAAUCUCUAAAGUUGGAGGACCACCGAUACUCUCUGCUAUGCAACUCAAGAAAGGGAUCAAGAAAGGAGAGAUUACAUACUUGGCUCUAUUACAAGAGGAGUCAACAUCUGAAAGAGAAGACGUUCCUCCCAAAAUCAAGGAAGUCCUUGAAGAAAAUAAAGAUGUGAUGCCUCCCGAGUUGCCAAAACAACUUCCACCUAGGAGGAAGGUGGACCACAAGAUUGAAUUGGAGUCAGGGGCAAAGCCACCUGCCUCAACACCUUAUAGGAUGGCACCGCCAGAACUUGAGGAGUUGAAGAAGCAACUCAAGGAUUUGCUAGAUGUUGGAUUCAUUCGUCCAUCGAAGGCACCUUAUGGCGCACCAGUCUUGUUUCAAAAGAAGCAUGAUGGUUCGUUGAGACUAUGCAUCGACUAUCGAGCACUUAACAAGGUAACCAUCAAGAACAAAUACCCUAUUCCUUUGAUAGCCGAUUUGUUUGAUCAACUUGGUAGAGCCAAGUGGUUCUCAAAAUUGGAUUUGAGGUCAGGAUAUCACCAAGUGGUUCUCAAAACUGAUGGUGAUGAGCCUAAGACCACGUGUGUCACGAGGUAUGGAUCGUAUGAGUGGUUGGUGAUGCCUUUUGGCUUGAUCAAUGCUCCUGCGACCUUCUGUACCUUGAUGAACGAGAUAUUUCGACCUUACCUUGAUCGGUUUGUAGUGAUCUACUUGAAUGACAUUGUUGUCUAUAGCAAUACUUUGGAGGAACAUGUAGAACACUUACGAACCGUGUUCAAGAUCUUGCGAGAGAAUAACCUAUAUGUGAAAAAGGAAAAGUGUUCUUUUGCAAGAGAUGAAGUCCACUUCUUGGGACACAUCAUUAAAGGUGGAACUCUCUGCAUGGAUCAAGGAAAGGUGAAGGCUAUCAAAGAGUGGGAGCCGCUAAACAAGGUAUUUGAAUUGAGGUCAUUCCUUCGGUUGGCUAAUUACUAUCGGAGGUUUAUGAAGGGAUACUCUGCCAAGGCUGCACCAUUAACUGAUCUUCUCAAGAAGAAUCACUCUUGGGAUUGGUCAAAGGAGUAUCAAAAGGCCUUUGAUGAGUUGAAGGCUGCUAUCACAGAAGGACCAGUACUAGCAUUACAUGACUACUCAAAGGUAUUUGAAGUCCACACUGAUGCUUCUGACUACGCUAUUGGAGGGAUUCUGAUGCAAGAAGGACAUCCGAUCUCCUUUAAGAGUCACAAGUUGAAUGAUACAGAGAGGCGAUACACCGUCCAAGAGAAGGAGAUGAUCGCGGUAGUGUAUUGUCUGAGAACUUGGCAUCACUACUUGCUUAGUUCACACUUCAUCGUCAAGACAGACAAUGUAGCUACAAGCUACUUCCAAACUCAGAAGAAGUUAAGCCCCAAACAAACUAGGUGGCGAGAUUUCUUAGCUGAGUUUGAUUUCGAAUUUGAAUACAAGUCAGGCAAGACUAAUGUGGUAGCAGAUGCGCUGAGUCGCAAGGUUGAGUUGGUGACAAUUUCUAUGGUUAAAGGAGAUAUUGUGCAUACCAUCAAGGAAGGGUUGCAUCACGAUCCAUUAGCGAAGAAGUUGGUGGAGUUGGCUAGAGAAGUGGAUCGAUUUUUGAAGUAUGCCACCUUUAUACCCGCCCCUACUGACUGCACUGCAGAGGAGGCAUCACAACUAUUCUUCAAGAAUGUGGUGAAAUACUGGGGAUUGCCUAAGAGCAUCAUUAGUGAUCGAGAUCCACGCUUCACAGGACGACUAUGGACAGAGCUGUUCAAACUCCUUAGGUCGGAGCUUCAUUUCUCAACAAGCUUGCAUCCACAAAUCGAUGGGCAGACUGAGAGAGUAAAUGCCUUACUUGAGUGUUACUUGAGGCAUUUUGUAAGCACUAAUCAGAAAGAUUGGACAAAACUCCUCGACAUUGCUCAAUUCUCAUAUAAUUUGCAAAGGAGUGAGUCUACAGGGAAGAGUCCAUUCGAGAUUGUGACUGGACAACAGCCACUUACACCUCACACUCUUUCUUCCUCUUACUCAAGGAAGAGCCCUGGAGCUUAUCAUAUGAUUAAGUCAUGGGAAGAACAAGCAGAUGUCACUCGGUCUUACCACGACAAAGCUGCAAAGAGGAUAAAAAAUGGGCAGAUAAGAAGAGGAAUCAUGCAAGAUAUCAAGUGGGAGACAAGGUAA